Messenger RNA from Rotaria socialis, 2166 nucleotides. The record is from the annotation of a GenBank genome assembly. NCBI's taxonomy places the organism in Eukaryota, Metazoa, Rotifera, Eurotatoria, Philodinida, Philodinidae.
AUGUCACUUGUGGCUUCGACCACUGAUUUGCCAUUUCGUCAAAGUGUUGCAAAAAUUCCAGCGAAACGAACAACUCAGGACUUGACUAUAAUUAAUGCUUAUUUAAAACAUUUGGAAGCAUUAUCAAUACUACGGGAAUCACAUAUUCGAAAUUUAUGCAAGACAAUUCGCUAUGAAAAAUAUGACGCCCAUCAUAUUCUAUUCAGUCGUGGUGAAUUGAAUACCUGCUGGUAUAUACUUUUAUCUGGCUCUGUUUUUAUCGAGUCUACACUGUAUUUACCACGAGCAAGUUUUGGUAAACGAACUCCGCGUAAUCAAUAUCGAACGAAUGAAUGUGUUAUGUUAGAAUCAUCAGAAUUACUCAUAAUUGAUUAUCCAACACCAAAUAAAGAGUCAGCGAUGCGAGUCGAUAGUGAAAAUAAUCAAGAACAAGCAAUAGCAACAAUAGUUGACGACGACGAAGAACAGCUGACAACAACACUUCAUCGAAAGAAAAGUUCACGUAUUCGACAGCGUUCGGUAACAGGCAGUAAUGCAAACGAUAUGCAUUCACCUAUGAUUCGCAGUUCACAUUCACGUGCAAGUGACACAUCUAGCGCCUACUCUGGAUCAGAUAUCAUGCAGUCAUCCGCCAACGGAGAUGAUUGCCAGUUGACUAAUAACGAAGAAAAUAAUGAAACUGACGCUGAAUCUGAAACAUCAUCAGAGUCAUUUCCUAUUUAUGAUUUCAUACGAGAAUCUUUAAUGAAAGAAGCCCAUGAAAGAACAGAUGAUGAUAUUGAAAGUAUUCUAGAAUUUCUUGUCCAUUUCCCAGCAUUUGCUGAUUUAACUUUACGUGUUCGACGUGAACUAUGCAAAGUACUUGUUUAUGCUCAUAUUGAAAAAGCGAAUACCGUUGUCAUGAAUGACGGUGAACGCUAUGAUUCGUGGUCCGUUAUUAUAAAUGGUACUAUUGAUAAUGAAACAAUCGAUGGACAAUUAAUACGUACAUAUACUGUUGGAGAAGGGUUUGGCUGUGGUCCAACGUUAGAUCAAUAUUGUCAUAAAGGGAUUAUGAAAACACACGUUGAUAAUUGUGAAUUCGUUGUUGCAGCACAAAAUGAUUAUUAUGCAAUAUUAAAUCAAGAUGAGAAAAAUAUUCGAAUUGAAGAAAGCGGAAAAGUGGUGAUGAUUAAAGAAGUUCGUGUCGACAAUGAAGAACAAAGAAUUCCUAGAGAAAUUGUCAUCAAGGCAACAAAAGAAAAACUACUCGAUUUACUAGUGGACGAACGUCAAUUAAUUGAUGAUCCCAGUUUCGUUGAAGAUUUUCUUCUUACUUAUCGGACAUUCAUCAAGGAUCCAAUAAUAAUAACAAACAAACUAUUUGACUAUUUGCUUGAUAGCAAUGAUCCAGCAUCAUCUGAACACAUCACACGUGUUGUUUUAUCAUGGGUUAAUAGUCAUUAUAACGAUUUUGAGUCGAACCCAAAAUUGAGUGAAUUUCUUGAAAAAUUUGACGACUAUUUACAACAUCGUGCUCCUGAAUCUUUGCGAUCCUGGAGACAUACAUUCAAUUUAGUUUGCUAUACAAAAUCUAGCAUACGUACAAUCACUAUAACACGAUCAACACGCGAUGAUAUAUUAAAUUUCGAAAUACUUGGAGGAAGUGAUACAUUAGCAAAUAAUGGAAUAUUUGUUUCGAAAAUUGAACGGCAUUCUAAAGCUUAUGAAGUUGGCUUACGACGAGGUGAUCAGAUUCUUAGUGUGAACGGACAAUCGUUUGAUUAUCUGACAAAUACUCGUGCAUGGGAAAUUCUUCGAAGUACAACUCAUCUAUCAUUAAUAGUGAAGAAUAAUCUUCUAGGCCUGAAUGAAAUCGAUAAUCCAGAGAAAUCACCUGCUCGUAAGAAACGUCAUGAUGUGUCCGCUUAUGAACAAGAAAUUCGAAAUAAAUUAAAUAGCUCAUCACCGAUACGUUCUCACUUAACAACACCACAAUCAUCGCCUAGCCUACCGGUUAGUCCAACGGAUUCUCAUCAUCAAUCUCGACUACCAUUAAUAUCAAUCACUCCAACAAAAAAUAAUCAAACAAAUUCGGAAAAAUCAAAACCACGUCCACUAACGAAACGGAUGGGUUUAAAACGAGCCGUUAUGCAAAAAUUGAAGAUUACAAAAAAUAACAGGUAA